Messenger RNA from Miscanthus lutarioriparius, 789 nucleotides. Lineage: Eukaryota; Viridiplantae; Streptophyta; Magnoliopsida; Poales; Poaceae. The record is from the annotation of a GenBank genome assembly.
AUGGAUUCGAGGAGGAGGGCCUUGUUGCUGGCUGUGGGCGCGGUGGCGCUGGUGGCGUCGUGGGCGCCGGCGGGGGUGGUGGGCGACUUCGCGGCGGACCGUGCGGAGUGCUCGGACACGCUGGUGGGGCUGGCGACGUGCCUGACGUACGUGCAGGAGCAGGCGACGGCGACGGCGCCGACGCCCGACUGCUGCGCAGGGCUCAAGACGGUGCUGCAGAGCAGCCGCAAGUGCCUGUGCGUGCUGAUCAAGGACCGGGACAACCCCAACCUGGGGCUCAAGCUCAACGUCACCAAGGCGCUCGGCCUCCCCGCCGUCUGCAACGCCCCCGCCAACAUCUCCGACUGCCCCAUCUGCCGGAGCCCAAGGUGGGAGAAGGGAAGGCUCCAAACGCGCGGGCUUCCUUGCGGGUGCACGGCAACCGCCCACCCCGUGAUCGAUGCCGGUUCGGUGUGGUGUAUUAAGCGGCGCCUGAUCACUAAUCAUUCUGGCCACUUUGGGCUACCAGAGAACGACACUCUGACAGGGACAGGGCUGCUGAACCUGCCACCGGACUCCAAGGACGCGCAGGUGUUCGAGCAGUUCGCGAAGCAGGCGGCGGCGCAGGGCAGCGCACCCAGUGGCGGCGGCAGGGCGGCGCCCGCGACCGCGCAGAAGAACGGAGCGGCGGCGGGUCCCGCCAAGCGGUGGUUGGGAGUGGGAAGCAGGGUCGGUGAUGGCGGCGCACGCGCGGUGGCGCUCCCACUCUUCGCGCCGCUCGCCGUGCCUUUCCUGAUUCUGCUCGGAUAG